Pelagomonas calceolata is the source of this 784-nucleotide messenger RNA. Lineage: Eukaryota; Pelagophyceae; Pelagomonadales; Pelagomonadaceae. The record is from the annotation of a GenBank genome assembly.
UUAAUUGUAAAUAUUAGGGCUCGGGGGGUGGGGAGGGCUGGUGGCGCGUGAGGCGUCCCGCGGGCCCGGCCUACUCCCUUCUACGGGAGCAGGCCGGCACACAACGUAGUGGUGGGCAUCACCCAUGACGAGGCCGGACCCGGCGCCGAGGGCGGCCUUCUUCUUGUUCGACUUGCUCUUCUUCUUCCUCGCGGGCGCGUCCCGGGGGCGCCGCGACCGGUUCUUCGUCACUUUCGUACGCGUCGAAGUCCUUGGCCGGGUCCCCAAACAAGUCGUCGUCGUCAUCCUCCUCUUCCUGGCCGCGUUGCACGUCCGCCGUCGCCUCGCCUUCCGUCGCGCGCGGCGUCUCCUUCGGCGGAUCCGGAAUCGCACAGUCGACGUCCCAGACGCACGGGGCGUCCGUCUCGAGCUGAGCGAGCACGUUUUCCAGCACCAGGUUGUGGUAGAGCCGCGACAUGGCGUUCACGAGCUUCACGCCGCGCGCCGCGUACCGCCCGGCGGUCAUCCACUUCCGGAUCGACCAGUCCGUCUCGGCCUUGCUGCUGCCGAUCUAACUCGUCGUAGUCGUGCUCGGACCAGUUCUUGCUGGGCUUCGCCCAGCCGGCGCCCGGGUCUUCCAGAGGGCUUUCAGGAGGUGUUUUGCAUGAUGAUGAAUCCGGACUUGUGGACUUUGCGGUCUAGGGGCAGCGAUAGCUGCCGCGCGGUAGCUUGCGAGAAGGCAGAGGCUCCGGCGGCAGCGAGUAGCACGAGGAUUUUGCAGCACAUUUGUGCGGCGCGGCGAUGC